Messenger RNA from Athalia rosae (coleseed sawfly), 2489 nucleotides. RefSeq lists its product as uncharacterized. The record is from RefSeq and is a predicted model, not a curated record. The coding region runs from base 1825 to 2352 and encodes 175 amino acids. The transcript has 4 exons. Lineage: Eukaryota; Metazoa; Arthropoda; Insecta; Hymenoptera; Athaliidae.
GUCGUUACAAUGCCACCAACCCUGCUGACGCUCUCGACUGUGUCAAACCUCGAGGGUACAUUACAACAACAAUAAUAAUAAUUAGCAUAAUCGUAAUAAUCAUAAUAGUAGUAAUUACAAGUAAUAGAAACAUAAUUAUUGUGCACAGGUACACACGCAUAUACUUAUAGAUAGACACACAUAGAACAUCUUCGCCGCUUUCCAAGUAAAAGGAACUAAACAUAAAUACAAUAACAAAAUAUUUAAAAAACAGAAGACAUAUAAAAAAGGUGAAAAUAAUAAUAAUAAUAUACGCAAAUAUCGAAAGGGAAGAAAAUUUAACGCUAAACGACGCCGAGAACUUGGAUAAAAAUAAUAAAUAUACAUAAAUAAAUACGAAGAGAAUCGGAAAAUUUAUACAUGAGAAACGAAACACAUAAAAAAACAAACGAGCUACAAAGCUAAAUAGUCCAAAAGAAUUAAUCUUUUACACGGAGAUAUGUAAUUACAAUAUUUGCAAUUGAAAAAGAAAAAUACAUGAUACAUAAAAUUGGUGACAAGAAAUAUCAAUAAAUAUACAUGUAUACGUAAUACACAACGUAAAUAAUAAAUGAGAUAGUUGAAAUAUAAGUGUGAUGAAAAAGUGAUUGAUUAUCAUAUGGUGUGAUUAUUACAUAUGAUAAUUUUGGUGGUGGCUAAUAAUAAAUUAUUCUGCAGUGUAUAUAAUAUGGUAUAUAAUAUAUUUAUUCAGUGAGAUUUAUUUUAUUAUCACAACGUAUAGAACGAAAAAGAGAAUUUAAUAUCGAAGAAUCGUGGUAUAGGAAUAACAAGUGUAUGUUUAUAUUAAAAACGAAUGUAUAAUAUGUUGUCUAUAAAAAGAAUAAUAAUAACAACAACAAAUUCGUGAAAUAAACCAAAAAAAGAAAAUAAAUUAAUAAAACCAAAAACAAAUAAAAGAAAUCCAAAGAACCAAAAUUCGAAAAUUAAGAAAUAAUUAUAAAUAAUAACUAAAUUCACUCUAAAAGUCAGGUGGAUGAAAUUAUUAUUAUAUUAUUAUAAUUAUUGCUAUAGCUCGUUGUGAAUAUCAUACCAAUAGAGGAUGAGGAUAUUUAUUAAUGAAAAAACGAAACACACAAAAAAGAAAAACAAAAAAUACUCAAAAUAAUGAUGACAACAAUAAUGAUCAUACCAAAUAACAAAUAAUUAAUCAAACAAUUUUCAUGGGGUAAUAACGAAUAUAAAUAUAACGAAUGUAUAAGUGUAACGAAAUAUAAAGCGAAUAUUAACGAAAAUAUAUACCUAAAAAGAGUGAAACAAAAAGGAAAGGAGAGAAGUGUGGCAGAGAGCAGCUGCUGCACCUGCGCAAGAAACCAAAAUCGCCGAGAUAUAUAUCUGCAUUAUAUAUCAACUUUACCUGCUACGCCACCUACAUAUAUGAAUAUUGAAUAGGGGGAUAAGGAUUUAUAAGUAAAAUCGAGAUUACAUUAUACAUAAAAAGAAGAAAUUCCUCAAAAUUGGAAAAUCAAUCAACAGCAGUCGCAUACAACGAGAAAACUCGAACUCACGAUCCUCUAUCACAGCAUAUAGAUGAUCAUCGGAAAUUGUAACGUCGACUUAACGAGAGGGAUGGUGGAAUGCGUGGGGCGGAUGAAAGUCGUCGAUAUUUGACGAGGAUAGAAAAAAAUCGUCCUGAAAUAAUCCACCCCCCCAGAAGAUAGAAAAAUAACAACAAAAAAUAUUGUCGAGAAAAAUUGAGAAAACAAAAGGGGGGAAAACAAAAAAAAAAUCGGCCAUACCAAAUUUUUUUAUAAAAUAUAAUGCAGCAGCCCCAGGGUGGGACUCCAAAUGGACCACCCAAUGGAGUUGCGGGUGGGGCCCAAAUGCCUGCGGUGGCUACAGGCCUUGGAACCAACCAAACUGGAGCCACUGGAACUACGUCAGUUGGCCAAAAUCGGGCACAAGUUAACGGGGGAAGAUUCGAUUUCGACGACGGUGGUACUUAUUGCGGAGGAUGGGAAGAUGGAAAAGCACAUGGGCACGGAGUUUGCACCGGACCCAAGGGACAGGGUGCUUACUCUGGAAGCUGGCACUACGGAUUUGAAGUUUCUGGCGUGUACACCUGGCCAAGCGGUUCGGCCUACGAAGGACAAUGGCAGAACGGAAAACGUCAUGGGCUUGGUAUGGAGACACGUGGCCGUUGGCUCUACAGAGGGGAAUGGACGCAAGGUUUUAAGGGUCGUUACGGAGUUAGACAAUCGACUACGUCGACCGCCAGGUACGAGGGCACCUGGGCUAGCGGACUCCACGAUGGAUAUGGAUCGGAAACAUACGCCGAUAGUGGGACUUAUCAGGGCCAAUGGCACCGGGGGAUGAGACACGGAUACGGCAUACGAGCGAGCGCACCUUUUGGACUUGCUUCACAUUAUAAACCACCUAAGCAAGUUAGGGCGUCCCUGACAUCCCUAAGGAGUGCGGCAGAUGGAGGAGCUGCGCCACCGGCUCCUACACCG